UGCUAAGCAAGCUAACUUUUCAAAGCACCUGCAACCUUAGUACGAAUAAGCCUUCUUUUUCACAACACCUUUACUUAAAUAGCAAUUAUCUUCAUGUAUCUUAACAAACAUAUUAGAUAAAAUAUAAUUUUAAAUUCGUCAUUCAAUAUUAAUCACAAAAUCUGCCUAUUGUAAAGAACAACAAAUGUAAACAAACAAAAUGGCGGACGGCGAUCAGAAAGACACGGAAGAAACCAAGAAAAAUGUCGUUAAAUUAAAAUACAUGACAUUUAUUGAUUGUUCUGAAACAAAUAACGCCUCAACAGCUGAAAACCUCAGUCUACAAGAAGCAUUUUUGCGCUACAAGGAAGCAAAACAGAAUGACAUUCGAAAAGAGCGCAUGCUGCGAAAACGGCGGGAGCUUAGGAAAGCUGACCCCCAGAAAAUGGCUGCCUUGCGUCAAAAGUUUGUGACGCAGGCUAAGAAAUACUAUGGUUACCCUUAUGCCAAGAAAUACUGGCCCCCUGACUCGCCUGAGUACAAGUCCAAGCUGUUCCUGGACUGCUGUGGCCUGGUGAGGCGUGUAAUGCGGGACCUGGAGGAGGACUUUGGCUUCUCUCUGGGCCCCUGGAACCAGGCAUACAUGUACGACACCCUUCCCAUCACCGUGGCCUGCGAGAGGGACAUGAAACCGGGCGAUCUCGUCUUUAUAUCCGCCACGUACUACAAUCCGAAAUCCAAAAAGCAGCGACACAACAUGACUCAUGUGGAGAUAUGGGCGGGCGAGGGGAAUAAGACGAUUGGAGCGCGCUGGAACAACGGCAAGGUCGCGCUUUGGGACAGCUACAAGUUCACAGCCAAGAGCUACCACUCUGAGACCUACCACUUUAAGUCCCUUGACACAUGGUUGAGAGGGAUCUGUAAAAGCUUCUGCCCAGACCACAGAUGGAAAAGGCGGAAGUACAAUCCAAAGAAGAAAUCCAUCUUUGCAGUGCCAGAGGAGAUUCAAGGCGAUGAAGCAGCAGGAGAUGAUGAUGACAAUGUGGACAGCUUUCUGGUACGAGGCAACACAUUCUGUCAGAAGGGCAACACAAAAGGUGCUCAGAGACUGCCCCCGAGACCAAAGACUGAAAUGGACCGGCCCAGUUUUCCGCAUAGCGCGUCCAGUGAGAGCCUUGAGAAACAGAGAUUAGUGCCUGUCAGGCCCAUAAAGAAUGACCAGAAUAAAGGGAAAGGUCAGGCAACUAGAGCUAAGACGAGUCUGGGCAUGAAUGAGAGAUCUUUGACGUUCUCUGAUGGUUUUAGAUUAGAAAUUGAAGGGACAGGGCAAGGGAAAAGAGAUCAGAGUGAUGGGACAAAGAACAAUUCUAAAGGCAAGCAAAAUUCUAGUGGAAAUCUUACAGAGCUGGGUCCGAAAGAUAUGGUAGGUUCAAGGCAUGAUGCAUGCAAUGGGAAUGUGGAAGAAGAUUUGGAUGCUGAUGAGGAUGAAGAUGAACAUUAUGGUGUUGAUGAUGGUAGUGAUGACAGUGAUGAUGAGUACCUGGAUGAUGAAAUUUCUGGUGAGGAGAUGGAAAAUACUGAAAGCAAAGAUGUUGAAAAUGGAUAUUACAUUUCUGCUGUAGAAAAUUCAGGAAAAGCUGAUAUGCUAGAUGUAAAACUAGAUGGAAAUCAUAAUAGUGAUGGUAAGCAUCCUCUUACUCAGAACAGCUCAAGUAGUAAAGAUAAGAUGGCACAAGAAAAAGAUGAUGCAAAAGAUCAGGUAAACAAAAAAUCACCAAAAAUCGUUACAAAUGUUGAGCAAAGCCAUGAUAUUGACACAAAUGAAAACAUAAAGUCUGCUGAGGAAGAACUCAACACAAACCAGAGUGCUAACAUUGAAAACUCUACAAAAGAUGUAAAAGAGGAGAAUGAAUCCAUUAGGAAGAACAAGAAACAAUCUUCAAAACCCAAGGGGUUAGAGAUCGCUGAUGAAGGACAAGGUCAUUCAGAGAGUGGGAUGAGCAUUGCCAUUGCAACCAAUAAAUGCACGAGUGUCACCAGUAUACGAAGUGGUGAGCUAGGAGACUCAGAAGGCAGUUCUAAAGGGUUAGAUGCUGAGAACCCUUCUGACCCUUCCGAGGAAGCCAGUGGAACUGAGCCUGCAAAGCGUGGCCGCAGAAAGAAGUCUCCGGGAGGAACGAAAGGUCCAAAACUGCCGUCCUGCAGCCUGCCGACCAAUAUGACACCUACCUUCUAUGUAGGGGGAGGCAAUGGAACAUCCUUAGUCGAGGGCCCCCUUGUCAAUAUAGGAUGGAAGCGAACAACAGACAAAUUUGACGAGCGUUUCCGUCUGAAGUGGGUAGAGAGCAAGUGUAAAAUCAACUAUGGAUCUUUCAAAGAAGGUGAACAAAUGGUGAACCACCUGCCCAACUCCCACUUGCUGACCAACAAGCUUGGCCUGCUCAACAGCCUCAAGGAGUAUGAGCGGGUGACACUGAGCACCAAAGGGAGGCUACCUCGACUACGAAUGUCCGACUUCCAUCCAGAGACCUACAAACUGGACGAGAAGUCUGACCGGGAUUUGUUCCUGGAGAUAUACAAAGACAACGAGAUUUGGAUUUGUAAGCCGGUGGGUAUGAACCAGGGCAAGGGAAUCUUCCUGUUACGCUCAAGAGAGGCCAUUAUGCAGAUUUUAGAGGAGCGGGAACAGAGGAAGCAAGAAGCCCAGAAACCUGGGCGUCCGCUCAUGAACCGCAUUGUGCAGAGGUACAUAAUGAAACCCUUGCUACUGGAAGGCCACAAGUUUGACGUCCGCUCAUACAUGCUAAUUGCGUCCACCUGCCCCUUCCUGAUACUCUACCACAAGGGCUACAUACGCAGGACAUGCACCAAAUAUGACCCCAAUGAUCUCAAUCUGGGAUCGCAUCUCACAAAUCAGUUUGUACAAAAGAAGGACCCUCUGUAUAAAGACAUAAAGGAGGACACUGCCUGGACCAUGGACAAGUUCAACGACUACGUUAACGAGAAGGUGCGACCAGACUGCAAAGUGGAAAUAGAGGAGGAUUGGGUGUAUAACACAUUUACUAAACAAAUGCAGAAGAUUAUGAUCCACUGCUUCAACAGUGUCAAACACAAGCUGCAGUCAAAGGUCGGCUACUUUGACCUCUUUGGCCUUGACUUCAUGGUCGAUGCAGAGAUGAAGACGUACCUUUUAGAGAUGAAUGUUAACCCUUGCAUGUCGCGCAAAUGUCGCGCUAUGAAAGACAUUCUGCCCGGACUGAUAGCCGAAAGUCUAUAUGUUGCCAUCGAAUGUUUCGAGAAAAGUCGUAGAAACCAGCCGCUGAUGCCUCUGCAGAGCUUGAAAAACUUCACGAUUCUCUACUGUGGCACGCGUCCAAACGCAGUCAUCCCCCGUCAGAUUCGCAGUGUCUCUCCAGUCAAGGAAAGCGCCUCUGUUGCCAUUGCUGACAAACCCAAACUUGUUACUGCUGCGUCUGUAAAGCGGGCAAGCUCACCUAGUCGCGCAGGGCAACGAAGUCUGACAACCCAGAGUACCUCGUUGUAUCAGUUGACUCAGCGCCGACCUUCUGAAAAACCUGAUGCCUCUGCAGUGGCUUCAGGCGUUAGUGCUUCUAUGAAUAGCAUUCCGUCAGCAAAAACUAGCAAAACGGGACUUGCUAGUAAGUCUAGACAGAAGUCAGAUGUGGAGAGUAGAAAUAAAGAGACAAAAGACUCUGAUAAAGCUGAAAAAGCUCACAUUAAAUUUGUUGAUGAUAAAUUUUCAGAGGAAGAGAAAACUGAUGACAGCAAAGAGUUUAGUGAAGAUGAAUCUAAAGAAGAGCCUGAAAAAGAAACAACUAAGGUGGUGGAGCAACCUAAGGCUAAGACUAGUACAGUUGUGGUGGACACAUUAUCCAAGACCACGGACUCUUUGAAUCAAGCCACCUCGGCCCUUGGGCGGUUGAGUUUAUCAUUGAAUCAGGUUGGGCUAGCUGAUUCUCUGCUUGAGGAGGUUAGACUUAAAAUGACGCAUGCUGAACAGCAAAGUAGUCCCACUGCCACGGUUGCGAAACCCAAGUCUGCACGACCCAAGUCAAGGGCUGGAGAGAAUCUUGAUCGUGGAAAUUGACUAGAUGACACUUCUUAGGGUGUUGUAAAUUGACUUUCGCUGGAUAUGUGUGAAUACCUUGUGUGUAGGGAAGAGUGAAACAACACUGAAAUUGUUGACAAGUAUCUGUUUUGAAUAUUAAUGUCAUUUAUAUCAUGAAUAGUUAUACGUGAAUGCUGAAACAUGAUUACAAGAGUUGUUGAGUAUAUCUCAAAAAUAGAAGCUAUAUUUCUUUUCUAACUUUUGUGUUUGAAUAUUCAUUCAUUUUAAUGAUUGUAAGUGGAAACAGAAGGAAUUAAAUUAGAUAUGUCAGUGUAUAGACUCCAAAUAGUUUACUGAUAUUGCAAAUGUAUCGUUUUACAACCAAGUGAUAUUAGACAUUGUUGUUGAAUUAUCUGUGUACAGAAAAGUAAAAAAAAAAUAAUGAUAGAUCUUUAGCAAGAAUAGAAUAUGGGUUCUUCUUGAAAAUUUUCUUUUUGCUUUGUCCAUGCAAACCUCUUUUACUAUUUUUAGGCCUAUGCAAAAGGCAAGAAUUAAAAAUGAGUUUUUGUCAUUUUGUGUGACUUCAACUGUGUGUUAUUGCCAGCUGAUAGCAGCGUUGAAAAUGUACAGAAUAUUAUAGAUUGUUUUCAUAUGAAUAAAAAGGUUCAGUUUCAGAUAUAUUCUGUAAAGGUCAAUGUUCAUAAAUGAAAUUUGUCAAAAAUGUAGCCUUCUGCUUCAAGUCAUGCAAUAUGACUAUAAAACUUUGGUUAUUGAAUGUUUAUAAGGAACAAAGUGUAAGUAUUAUAAAUCAGUUAAAGAUUCAUGAAGUUUUAAUGUUUACUGUUCAAAAUAGAUAUUAGGUACUUAGUUGCAAAACAAUAUCCAUUUGUUAUAACACUACACAGAAAUAAAAACUUGUUUUGUUUAAAGUUUAACGAUAAAAUUAUAAAUUAAUGUUUUUUUUUACUUGUCUAAUGGUACAAAGCAUAAUAAUAUUAUUAUUUACAUUUUUAUUUAAAGCAUACAUGCCAUAUUAACCCACUUAUGCCUAGCAUCCUGAAAAAAGGACAUUGCAAACAGCGUAGACCCAGAUGACACGCCACAUAAAGCGGCGUCUCAUCUGGGUCUUCGCUGUUAGCUGAAAGGAAUUUCUGUAAGAAAUAUUCUAAAUAUAGAAAUAAGUAUACUAGACAUCCCUGAUUUUAUAAAUACAUUGAUCCAAUUUUGAAGGAUGGCAGAGUCCUCUAGGCGUAAAUGGAUAAAUACUGGUCUGCCCUGGUUGUGUCACUGGUUCCGAGGUCUUUCCUGGCAUCGGGCUGUGAUGCAAAAUUUCCCUGUCAAUCAAUAAAACCAUACACAAUUAACAGCUUAUCCCUUUAUGAGAACCUGAUAGCAACGAUGCUUUAUAAAAGGAUAAAUUGUUCAUUCUAAUAUUAGAUGUACGCAAUUGGAAUACCACAGUUUUAAAAUUAUUUAACACAUUUAAUGUCAAUAUUGUUCAGAUAAGGUUUGUUCAGAUUGAAAAAUGUAAUUUCUGUUUAUUGUGCAUUAUUUAUGUAAUAAUGCUAACGGGACUAAUGUACCAACAAUCAUGCUGUAAGUCCAGACUUUGACUGAAAUGUAGUACAGUAAUGCAGACAGAAAGUCUUACUGAAAUGUAGUACAGUAAGGCAGACAGAAAGUCUUACUGAAAUGUAGUACAGUAAGGCAGACAGAAAGUCUUACUGAAAUGUAGUACAGUAAUGCAGACAGAAAGUCUUACUGAAAUGUAGUACAGUAAUGCAGACAGAAAGUCUUACUGAAAUGUAGUACAGUAAUGCAGACAGAAAGUCUUAUUUUCAGAUUUAAGGGGACCUUUAAUUAAUUCCAUUGCCAUGGUUUUAAAUACCACCAUUAGUUUUAGUAUAAUUAAUAUAUAACAAUAAAGAUAAACAAAUAUUUCAAAUUGGAAGCAUUUAAAUAAUGGUUUACAAGCAAUUAUCACAUGUCUUCUUUAAAUGCUGUAGGUCAAAGAUUAAAAUUAAGCACUUUAUAAAAAAUAAAACUGCAUGUCUUGCUUAUGUUGCAAGUGUUAAUGUGCAGAUACUGCUGUUUGUUGAAAUUUCAGCGCUAGCAUUUUUUAUUCCAUAUGGUGAGACAUCAGCAAAUAUUAUCUGUUGCAUUUUUGCACCAGUGAUAACUAAAUGUAUAUGGUAACACAUAUUUUACUGCCUGUGAUAUCUUUCAGUUGCCAUUAUUAUUGAUGUUGUAAUGAUUUUAUCUGCUGGAUUAAAUGUAGUCCAAGUUUUGCAAGACUUAGUUACAAGUUUCUUUUUAAUGUUGUACAAUAAUAAGUUUAGUGUGUGUGUGUGUGGAAUUAUUGUAUUUUAUAUAAACAAGGUAAUUCAAAAAUGGGCAUUUUUAUUCAAUUCUGUUUAAUUCUGAUACAACAAUGACAAAAACUUAUAUUAAAAAUCUCCAUCAUAUAAAUCCUUAAUUAAGCUGAGUAAAAUGUACUUUACAUGGAAAUUAAAGCUUUUAAAUGAUUGUUGUUCCUUCAACAAAAUGGUCUUCACUUUUUUUAAUGAAUUUUUAUUGGGAAAGAAAGUGUUGAGGGGUCUCAGUAAAGCACACUUGCCCCUCAGCUUUAUUGUAUUUAUUGUUGUGUUAAAUGUUUGCUUUGUUAUAGAGCUUUAGAUUGUAUAUUUUAUUAUUGUUCUAGAAGUUUAUGAAAUUUAUACUUAAAAGUAUUCUGUUAGUAAAUGUGUUAGAAAUUGUUAUAUUUUGUUCUUGAUUGAAUAAUAAAUAUAAUUUCAUAAA
Dreissena polymorpha is the source of this 6847-nucleotide messenger RNA. Its product is annotated as probable beta-tubulin polyglutamylase. Bases 200 to 4087 code for a protein of 1295 amino acids. Gene Ontology annotation, biological process: protein modification process. The transcript is spliced from 14 exons. NCBI's taxonomy places the organism in Eukaryota, Metazoa, Mollusca, Bivalvia, Myida, Dreissenidae. The record is from RefSeq and is a predicted model, not a curated record.